This is a messenger RNA of Camponotus floridanus (Florida carpenter ant), 5118 nucleotides long. RefSeq lists its product as uncharacterized. NCBI's taxonomy places the organism in Eukaryota, Metazoa, Arthropoda, Insecta, Hymenoptera, Formicidae. Gene Ontology annotation, molecular function: nucleic acid binding. The transcript has a single exon. Gene Ontology annotation, biological process: DNA integration. The coding region runs from base 1 to 5118 and encodes 1705 amino acids. The record is from RefSeq and is a predicted model, not a curated record.
AUGAGUGCCGACCUGAAGGCCUUGUUAGAGGCUCAGACCGACAUCCACGGACGAAUGUCUCGCUCCGUGGAUAACCUCCGGAAGAUGGGCAUCACCAACAUCACCGCAGGUGCCAUCCAGGCUCGCCUCAGCAUCCUCGACAACCUCUGGGCGAAAUUCGAGGCUCAACAUGAGCUGAUACGAGCGGCGCUUAAAGACAGAUACAUGGAGAGUGAGUACGCCAAAAGUGACUUUGUAGACACCGCGGAAUGUACGUACGUUUCUCAGCGAAGCACGUUGAGCGACUAUGCUGACAGGCUGAGCGCCGAGUCAGGUGUCGCACACCGAAUCGAGCCGAAGUCGGAGUCUUCUCCUAAAACCGCGUUGCCUCGUAUAAAAUUGCCGCCGUUCUCAGGCGCCUAUGAAGAUUGGCCUUCCUUCCGGGAUCUCUUCUUGUCUCUCGUGGGAGAAAAUUCGUCGAUCUCAAACAUUGAGCGGUUCCACUAUCUUCGCUCCUGCGUCAAAGGAUCUGCGGAGAAGUUAAUUAGGUCAUUAACUGUCACAAGCGAGAAUUACGAUCGCGCGUGGGCAAUCCUGGCUAAACAUUUUGAAAAUAAAAGGGAACUCAUGCGUUUAAAUUUCUCUACCUUCUCUGCCGUCGGAAAGAUGAAGUCUGAGUCCGCUGAAGAGCUGAGUCGCGUCCAUCACGCUGUCACGGCCACCGUCAACGCGCAGGAGAGUAUAGGAAGACCCAUCCACUCGCAUGGGAUGGAUCUCCUCAAUCACCUGGUGAUUGAGUUGUUCGACUCGCGAACACGUCUCGAGUGGGAAUCUUCCACGAGCGAUUCUCUCGACCCGCCAACGCACGAGGCUCUCGUAAACUUCAUGAGCAAAAGAAUCCUUACCUUAAACGCCGCUAAACCGAAGAACGCCACGAAGAACGCUGGGGAAACCUCACGGUCCGCUAAGUCUCACUUCGUGAGGAACGGGUUCGACGCUUCCAAGUGCGUCGCGUGCAAGGGCAAGCACACACUCAUGCAGUGCCCUGAGUUCAAGGCCAAGUCCGCGAGCGAAAGAAAGUCAUUCGUCGACACAAGCGGGCUCUGUUUUAAUUGCCUCGGAAAUCACGUGAUGGCGAAAUGUCAGUCCGUCAAAACGUGCUUUACUUGCAAAUCGCGGCACCACACAUUGUUGCACGACGCGUACGCGACACCAACAUCGACACACGAGGCAAGCACUUUUUCAACCACACACACUGCACACGAUCACAAGGCGACUCUUCUCGCCACGGCGCGCGUCAUCCUCAACGACCGCUCGGGACAACCUCACGACGUGCGAGCUCUGCUCGAUCAAGGAUCCGAGGUGUCUCUCGUCUCAGAAGAUUUAGCUCAGCGCCUGCGGUUGGCGCGCACUCGCUGCUCAAUGUCGGUAAUCGGUGUUGGAGCACGGUCAGGAUCCACGCGCGGAAGGAUCACGCUCGUAUUAAAGUCCAAGACGACUGGAGCAUACCUCAGUGUAGUCGCCUACGUCCUUCCAAGGUUGUCUUCCUACCAGGGGCCAGCAGUUCGGGACUCCACCACGUGGAGGCACAUUCACGGCCUCACUUUGGCAGAUCCACACUAUCUGCAGCGAGACCCGAUUCAUCUUCUCCUCGGCGCCGAUGUCUUUUCCUCCAUCCUUCUCGAUGGACUCCGAAAGGGUCGCGAGGACCAACCCGUCGCGCAGAGGACGACUUUCGGGUGGAUCUUGUCAGGAGGCUGCGGAGUGGUGACAUCUAAUGGCGUCGUCAGCUCCCUCCAGUGUGCUCUCGACCAAGACCUGAACGAUCUGGUUCUAAGAUUUUGGGAGCAAGAACGGGAACAGCCUGCUUCCGUCGCCCUCACACCAGAUGAAGAACGAUGCGAAGAAAUCUUCAGUCGCACUCACGAGCGCCAAGGAGACGGGAGGUACCAGGUACGACUGCCGCUGGCUGGCUCUCUGCCACCUCUCACCCAUACACGAAAGUCCGCCGAGCGACUUCUCGCGGCAAUGGAGCGACGUCGUUCCAGAGACGAUGACUUCGACAUGCUCUACUGCGACUUCCUAGAAGAAUAUGCUAAAUUGAAGCACAUGACUUUGAUCAAUACACCGCUUGUGAGCAAUACACCAGUAUGCUACUUACCGCAUCACGGAGUGCUCCGAACUGCGAGCAAGACCACCAGAUUGAGGGUUGUCUUCAAUGGAUCCCAAUGCACGCCUGCCGGAGACUCCCUCAACAAGAGUUUACUGGUCGGAGCCAACCUUCUACCAACUCUCGCUGAUGUCCUGCUUCGCUGGCGUUGGCACCGUUUCGUCUUCGUAGCUGACAUCGAAAAGAUGUACAGGCAGAUUCUCGUGCACCCCGAAGACCGAGACUUGCAGCGGAUCCUGUGGAGACGGCAAGGCACCGACAACAUCCAGGAGUAUCAGCUCAACACCGUGACGUACGGAUUGGCCUGUGCUCCUUUCCUGGCGAUCAGAACUCUUCGCCAAUUAGCCGACGACGAAGAGCCCGGAAAUCCCAAGGGGGCUGUAGUUCUGCGGCGCGACUGCUACGUUGAUGACAUCGUCACCGGUGCCAGUACUCUGUCGGAGGCAGUCGAAACGCAGAAGCAGUUACGCCGGCUCUGCAUGGCGGGCGGGUUCCCGUUGAGGAAGUGGGCCUCAAAUCACGAGACCAUCCUCGAGGACAUCCCAAGGGAGCAUCAACUCCAGCAGCCUCAUCACGACUGGGAGGACGACGCUCAUCCAACGCUGGGCCUGCGAUGGCACCCCCGCAGCGACUUCUUCACGUUCCGCCUUCAGCCUCGCGCAACUGGACCGUUGACGAAGCGACAGGUCUUGGCAGAGACGGCUCGGAUCUUCGACCCUCUAGGUUGGUUAACUCCAGUCGUUGCUCGUGCCAAGAUUCUCAUUCAGUCAGCCUGGAUGAAGCACCUGGAUUGGGACUCCCCACUGCCUAAGACAGAUGAGACCUUAUGGAGACGCCUCCUUGACGACCUUCCGCUGUUGGAGCAGCUUCGGCUAAAACGAUGGCUGAAUACUGACGAGCGGCCACAAGUUGAGUUCCACGGGUUUGCUGACGCAUCGGAGCGAGGUUACGCAGCAGCCGUCUACCUCCGCGUGGCGGGCUCCUCCGCUUCAAUCAGUAGUCUGCUUGCUGCAAAAAGCAAGGUUGCACCCAUUAAGCCCGUGUCUCUACCGCGUUUAGAAUUGUGCGCCGCAGUGCUAGUCACUAACCUGACUUCCCAUCUCCGCAAGACCUUAGGCUUGGUUUCAGCUCCAGUCACCUUAUGGUCGGAUUCCCGGGUGACUCUCCAAUGGAUCCAGGGUCAUGCCUCCAGAUGGAAGACUUUCGUGGCCAACAGGGUGUCCCACAUCCAGACGAAGCUUCCAGAGGCACGAUGGCGACACAUCCCAGGACGAGUCAACCCCGCCGACUGCGCUUCUCGAGGGAUUGAGCCACGGGAUCUUCUCAACCACUCUCUAUGGUGGACGGGACCCCCAUGGCUCGUCGAGGAUCCGUCGCUCUGGCCACAGAACGACCACGCCACCCACGACGUCGAGGCGCCGGAGACGCGAGCAAUCACCUCUCACUUGACGUCUGCACGGAGGACCGAACCGGAGAUGCUCAUCAGGUUCUCCGACCUCCAUCGCCUCCUGAGAGUCACAGCUUGGUGUUGCCGAUGGAGAGGCAACCCACCGAGCUCCAAGGCUCACCUCAACCUCACGGCCGACGAGUUGGAGGCGGCUCUGCUCCGUUGGCUCCGCUUGGUGCAAUCUCACCACUUCUCCAAGGAGAUCACCGCUCUAAAACAGAAAAAAGGGUUAGUCAAGAGUCAGCUAGCUAAUUUGACCCCCUUCCUCGACAUCCAUGGAAUCCUUCGAGUUGGGGGCCGGCUGAAGCACGCAGUGCUCUCAGAGGAUGAGCGCCACCCAAUCAUCGUACCUUCAGAUUCGUGGCUGACACAUCUUCUCGUCAGGGCUCACCACAGACGAACUCUCCACGGCGGGGUCCAGCUCACUCUCAGCCUGCUCCGCCUACGGUAUUGGAUUCCUCGAGGUCGCUCCAUCGUCAAGAGGGUCAUCCACCGAUGCGUAACGUGUGCAAGAUGGAAGGCUGCAGUGCCGCAGCCCAUGAUGAGCGACCUUCCGACGGCGCGAGUCGCUCCAGCACGUCCAUUCUUGCGGACUGGAGUCGAUUACGCCGGGCCGAUCCUGAUCCGAACCACCAAGGGGAGAGGACACAAAUCGCUCAAAGGCUUCAUCGCCGUUUUCAUCUGCCUCACUACCAAGGCCGUACACCUGGAAGCCGCGUCGGAUUAUUCCACGGACGCAUUCCUCGCUGCAUUCCGGCGCUUCACUUCCCGUCGGGGCCUCUGCGAGGAGGUCUACUCGGAUUGCGGCACAAAUUUUGUCGGCGCCAACCGAGAAUUGCGACUCCUGUUCCAGGCGUCGUCAUCCGACGGCCGGCGCAUCGCCCACACAGCAGCGUCCAAUGGAAUACGGUGGAGAUUCAAUCCGCCGGCGGCACCUCACUUCGGCGGGCUUUGGGAGGCAGCGGUGAAGUCCACCAAACACCACCUGCGAAGAGUUCUAGGCGACACGACCCUCACCUUCGAGGAGAUGUCGACAUUCCUCGCUCAGGUGGAGGCGUGCCUCAACUCUCGUCCACUUCAGGCGCUGUCCGAUGACCACGACGACUUAACGGCGCUCACUCCGGGUCAUUUUCUAAUCGGGGCUCCUCUGCUGGCAGUGCCCGAACCUUUGCUGGCAGACGUCAACGUCAACCUCUUGUCCCGCUGGAAACUUCUCCAACGGAUGCGCGACCACUUUUGGGAAAGGUGGUCGCGGGAGUACAUCAACUCACUGGCUUCCCGACCAAAGUGGUUGAAGGACACAGCAAGUCCCGCCGUCGGCGGACUGUGUCUAGUGCGGUCGGACAUCACUCCACCAACCCGAUGGCCACUCGCUAGGAUCACCAAGCUGCAUCCUGGGGACGACGGCGUGACGCGCGUGGUCACUGUACGCACCGCAUCUUCGGAGCUUGUCCGGCCUCUCAUCAAGAUCGUCCUCCUGCCUGGAGCCGACACCGCAGCAUCAACACGCCCGGAUUCGUGA